Ascochyta rabiei is the source of this 1587-nucleotide messenger RNA. RefSeq lists its product as uncharacterized. The coding region runs from base 1 to 1587 and encodes 528 amino acids. NCBI's taxonomy places the organism in Eukaryota, Fungi, Ascomycota, Dothideomycetes, Pleosporales, Didymellaceae. The transcript is spliced from 7 exons. The record is from RefSeq and is a predicted model, not a curated record.
AUGUCGAAGUCUCAACAAGUCCACUCUAUCGACAGCCGCAGUCAAGACUAUCUUGACGAUGCCGAGAAGGGCAUUUACAACAGUACACUGGAGUUGAUGGCACCUCCUCCUUUUGUCUAUACAAGCCAAGGACGAGAUACACAACUUAGCCCUCUGCAAUCACCUACAUCGCCAGUGCACGAAGGCAUCACACCGUGCACGAGCGUGCCAGAGCUAUCAUUACCUCAGCCGACCAAGGGUGACACCUGUCAUAUCGAGGCUGUUGAAGAAGUUUUGAAGAAGCCGGUCCUAAUAAAAGCAAAGAUCAGUCGCUGGAUUUUGUUCGAGCUAUGGUUCAAUGCGUACCGGAGGUUUUUCACCUUUGUCGUCCUGUUCAAUCUCGUUGGCAUCAUCUUGGCUGCACUCGGUCGAUUCAAGUACGCAGAGAACCAUCUCGGUGCAUUAGUACUGGGGAAUCUUCUCUGUGCUAUCUUGAUGCGCAACGAACUCUUUGUUCGCUUCCUGUAUUUGCUGGCCAUAUACGGAUUGCGAAGUUGGGCUCCCUUGCGGAUCAAACUCGCAGCAACAUCUGUGCUGCAGCAUUUGGGUGGCGUUCACUCGGGAUGUGCACUUUCCGGGGCCGCCUGGCUUGUAUACAAGAUCGUCGACAUAUUACGCUACCGGGCUGUCCAGCACCCGGCCGUAAUUGCGAGCGGUCUUAUCACAAACAUUUUUAUUAUCAUCUCUGUGCUAAGUGCCUUCCCUUGGGUCCGCAACACUUACCACAAUGUCUUUGAGAAGCACCACAGGUUCAUUGGAUGGCUGGGACUUGCCAUGACUUGGGUUUUCGUGAUUAUGGGUAAUACCUAUGACAUCAAACUCGGCCGAUGGAGGACAGACACCCACUCUCUCCUCAGUGCGCAAGAGCUGUGGUUUGCAGUCUUCAUGACGGCCUUUGUGCUAAUCCCAUGGGUCACUCUCCGUGAGGUGCCAGUCGAAGUCGAGAUUCCAUCACCCAAGGUCGCAGUCCUUCGAUUCGAGCGCGGCAUGCAGCAAGGUCUUCUAGGACGCAUCAGCCGCACCUCGAUUAUGGAGUACCACGCCUUCGGCAUCAUUAGCGAAGGAAGAAAGGCUACCCAUCAUUACAUGAUCUGUGGUGUUCAAGGCGACUUCACAAGGAAUCUUGUGGCCCACCCACCAAAGACGGUAUGGACACGACAAUUGAAGUUUGCCGGCGUCGGUCACGCUUCCGCAAUGUACAAGCGUGGAAUCCGCAUCUGUACCGGUACCGGCAUUGGUGCUGCUCUCUCGACGUGUAUACAGAGUCACGACUGGUUCUUCAUCUGGAUUGGUUCUGACCAGGAGCGCACUUUUGGACCUACGAUUACAAAUCUGAUCAAAAAGCACAUUGAGCCUGAGAGAAUGAUCCUCUGGGACUCGAAAAAAAGGGGUGGCAGACCGGAUAGUGUGCAAUUGCUCAAGGACACUUGGAAGAGCUUUGGCGCCGAGGUUAUCUUCAUCACGAGUAAUAUGCAGGGUAAUGAUGAGAUGAUGCAGGGUUGUAGAGCGGCGGGAUUACAUGCUUUUGGGACACUUUGGGACUUUUGA